Molecule: messenger RNA, 2004 nt
Organism: Fusarium sp. VM40
Lineage: Eukaryota; Fungi; Ascomycota; Sordariomycetes; Hypocreales; Nectriaceae
Source: the annotation of a GenBank genome assembly
AUGUCGCUUGUCUCCGAUCAAGUACGGCGGCUUGAUGCCUACCUUGACCGUCUCCCAGUUCUAUCCGAAGAAGUCUCUGAGGACGAACAGUCCGAGACUGACGAGCAUGGGUUUGCCGUGACUAAUGCUCUCUCAUCCCCUCGUCUCGAUCAUCUGUUUCGUACCAUUCAAUCAUUGAGCACCACCUCCUCGUCACAACCUCUUUUACCAGUUUGGCGUAUCAGGAAUCUCCUCAUUAUAUCCGACAUCCCCGCCCCUGUAAGCCUUUCAGCAAAAGAGGCUCCAGAUGGUGUCAAAAGUCCUUACGAGAAUGAACUUGAGUGGUUGCUCGUAAGCAAAGCCACGAUUCAGCUUCACGGUGUUAUUCUAAACACACUUUUGGAUCAAAUCAUUCCUCUGAAUGAUGACAUCUGGUACUGGGAUGAUGUUCUGGGCUCGUAUUCCUACAGUAGUCUCUAUGCUGUUCAGACCUCGCCUCUACGUGUCUGGGCAUGGUCCCAAGACAUCUACAGUGCAACAAAACAACGUGUCCAAGCAGGUUCCCUGCAACAUGCUCCUGGAGAACUUGUAGAUUCUACUACGUCGGGCGUAUCACAGCAGUGGAAACAGUUUUAUGGUAUCGUGCAGGACAGCAUUCGGGAACGGUCAUUUGCCAAUAUUCAACGGAGAGUCUUAUCUCCUGUUGCUCUGGGCCGAUCCGAGGCUCGUCGAAAACAGGCACAACUCAAGAAGCUGCGAGAAAUCACAGCAAGCGGUCUUGGUGUACUGAUGGACGAAGGUCUACAGUUUGGUCUUGAUGAUGAUAAAGCCGAGCUUCAAGACCAUCACGAUCUUAAGGGUGUCGUCGAACGCAGCGUUGCGCUCAUUGAUAUGGUUCUAAAAGAAGUCUCUACUCUGGAUGUUAACAUCAGCGAUUUCGAGGAUAAGGUUUUCGCCGGUGUUGAAGAAGAUCCCGAGCUCUCUGUUCAUGUCGAGGGAAAUAACACUGCAGACCGACCUGCAAUUCUCGCCCGGCGACUACUCACCAUCAUUGACAAAUCUCUUCCUGAACACCUUGCUGCUAUGUAUGCUCUGGCUCAGGAAAACGGUCGACCCAGUCGUUACACUCGAUACUGGCUCUUUGCAACCAUUGGUCUUCUCUCUUCGACAACUGUCCUGCGUAUUCUCGUCAACCGAAAAGCUGAUAUUAUUCAGUGGUUUGUUGACUUUGGUACCACCAUUCGGGAUUUCUGGUUUAAUUGGGUUGUCGAGCCGACAUCAAAGAUCAUCUCAACUAUUCGACACGAUAAAACCAGUGAGAUUGCCAUCAUGAGUAGGGACAGCCUCAAGGCCGACCGCGAGAGCCUCGAACGCAUGGUGGUUGACUUCUCCCUCGACAAGCCACACUACGCCACUGAAACUGGAAGCAUCUUAUCUGAUACACAAAUUGCUGAUAUCAGGCACAAGGUUGCUGAAGGUGAUGUUACCCCUGUACUCCGAGCGUUUGAAAAAGAUCUUCGAAGCCCUUUCAUGGGUACCCUGCGUGGAGAUCUGGUCCGAUCACUCCUUAUCCAAGUUCAGAAGACAAAGGUUGACCUUGAGGUUGCGAUGACUGGCAUCGAUGCACUCCUCAAGAGCCAAGAGCUGGUCUUCGGUUUUGUUGGUCUUACUCCCGGUGUCCUCGUCUCAUACAGCAUCUGGCAGUACCUUCGUGGUUUCUUUGGUGGUCGUUAUGGUCGAAGUCGGUCCCGCAAGGGUGGCAAGGCUGUCCGUGUUCUCCGCAACGUAGACCGCAUUCUGUCUGAGGCCCGACCCACAGAGACCAAUCUUCUCUCGUACAAGGAUCAUGGUCUUUUGCUCUCUGAAGUCCAUAUCCUGAGGGAUCUCGUUGAUAGGCUCAUGCCCCGUGAAGUUGCCAGAGAGUUCCUUGAAGAUUUGGACGACCUGUCCAACAUGAAGGGCAUUCAGUUACAGACUAGGGCUUUGGAGCGUAUUCGGUGGGCUUAUGCGAGAUGGCUUCACUAG